Messenger RNA from Triticum dicoccoides, 1641 nucleotides. RefSeq names its product (+)-neomenthol dehydrogenase-like. Bases 242 to 1117 code for a protein of 291 amino acids. Gene Ontology annotation, molecular function: oxidoreductase activity, acting on the CH-OH group of donors, NAD or NADP as acceptor. The transcript has 3 exons. Gene Ontology annotation, cellular component: membrane. The record is from RefSeq and is a predicted model, not a curated record. Lineage: Eukaryota; Viridiplantae; Streptophyta; Magnoliopsida; Poales; Poaceae.
CCGUCCCACCCGCGGUCGGCCAGUCCCCGUUCCGUCCCGCCCCGGCGACUCCACCACCCGCCCCUCUCGCCUCACCUUCCCUGCACGCCCGCCCCAGCAGUUGACCCGCGCGACGCGCCGCCCGUCAGAUCAGAUGGACUACUCCAAGGAGCCGUCUCCCACGCGGUAGUCAAUCCUUCCCCCCUUCCCCGCGAUUCGCCUCCGGCGCGCAUUCUUGUUUCUGCCUGCGCGACCGGCGGCGAUGGCUGACGCGGGCGGUGGCGCGUGCAGGGCGUGGUGGUCGAGGGACACGGUGGCCGUGGUGACUGGCGCCAACCGGGGCAUCGGCCACUCGCUGGCCGCGCGGCUCGCGGAGCACGGCCUCACCGUCGUGCUCACCGCGCGGGACGGCGAGCGCGGGGAGGCCGCCGCCGCGCCGCUCCGCGACCGCGGGCUCCCCGUCGUCUUCCGCCGCCUCGACGUCUCCGACCCCGCCUCCGUCGCCGCCUUCGCCGCCUGGCUCCGCGACACCGUCGGCGGCCUCGACAUCCUGGUGAACAAUGCUGCCGUGUCCUUCAACGAGAUCGACACCAACUCGGUGGAGCACGCGGAGACGGUCCUCAACACCAACUUCUACGGAACCAAGCUGCUGACCGAGGCGCUCCUGCCCCUCUUCCGGCGAUCGCCGGCCACCAGCCGGAUCCUCAACAUCAGCUCGCAGCUUGGCCUUCUUAACAAGGUGCGCAACCCGUCGCUGAGGAGGCUGCUGCUGGACGAGGAGACCCUGACGGAGGGCAAGAUCGAGGCCAUGGUGUCGCAGUUCCUGGCGCAGGUCAAGGACGGGACGUGGGCGGAGCACGGGUGGCCCAAGGUGUGGACGGACUACGCCGUCUCCAAGCUGGCGCUGAACGCCUACACCCGCGUCCUGGCGCGGCGGCUGCAGUCUGGCGGCGAGCGCGUCAGCGUGAACUGCUUCUGCCCCGGGUUCACGCGGACCGACAUGACCAAGGGCUGGGGCAAGCGCACCGCCGAGGAGGUGGCCGACUUCGGCGCCCGGCUCGCGCUGCUCCCGCCCGGCGAGCUCCCCACCGGCACCUUCUUCAAGUGGCGCACGCCGCAGCUCUACUCCAAGCUGUGAGAGACGGAGGAUCGCACGAGUCCGAUGGUGUUCGUCUGUACGUCCCGUGCGUGGUCGAUGGUUGCUGGAAUUCUAGGCGCCUUGCUGUACGUCCGUGGUGGAGUAAAUAUCUCGUUUCAGUUUAGCCAUCGUUGUUGCUAGUUCGCUGCUGCUCCUACCUAAGUGUACAAUAGCUGAUAAAUCGCUGGUGUUCUGCUCGUCCCAUUGCUUUGGAUCUUAACACGGCAUGGAUUCAAGUAGCGUCUCAUUGCUUAGCCGUCAGCCCGUCACCAAGAUUGUAGAGAACAAUGUGAGCCCGUGUAGUGCCAUUGUGCCAUCUUCCGGGAAAUCAAGCAGAAACACCGGCACUGUGUGUGUGGCAACGUCCCCUCUUGGCCAGAUGGAGAAUAAUUUGGAUGAUCAUAUCAUAGCAGGGGCCGCCUUGGCUAGAAGUAGGGAAUCAUGUUCGCUUCCUUGCUCCUCGGGAGAUCGCCUGUAUUCCGUUUGACAUUGAUUAAUAUAAGGGUCAGAGUUUCGAUGUUGUA